AUGGAGCUAGCGAAUUUAAAAAUUUCGACCAUAGAGGCAGCCGGCGCGCCCGGCGAAAAUCUUGCAACGAUUGCUUCGGCACUGGAGCCAUCACUGGCACCCCCUCCCCCGCUGGCCCCGCCACCGGCGGUGGCACAGCGGCCAGCAUCUCCUGCGAGCAGCAUAAGCAGCGUGGAAAGUGGCAGCAACGCUGGAGGGCCACCUGAAAGGCCACUAGCGCCUCCAGUACCACCGUCAGAACCUGCCAUCGUGUCCAGUCACCCCAUCGGCGAACAGCAGUACAGCUUACGAUGGAACGACUACCACACAAGCAUCCUCAGCUCCUUCAGACACUUGAGGGACGAAGAGGACUUUGUGGAUGUCACGCUGGCUUGCGACGGCUGCUCUUUCACUGCCCACAAAGUCGUGCUGUCUGCUUGCAGUCCCUAUUUCAAGAGACUGCUGAAGGCGAAUCCAUGCCAACAUCCAAUAGUGAUUUUAAGAGAUGUCAAGAGGAAGGACAUUGAAGCGCUGCUACGGUUUAUGUACAAUGGUGAAGUCAAUAUUGGCCAGGAACAGCUCAAAGACUUCCUCAAGACUGCUCAGAUGUUACAAGUUAGAGGCCUUGCUGACGUCCCAGAGAGAGAUUCUCAUCGACUGUCAAUGGGUUCUGAUCAGGUUGGUUGGGGUUCAAACACAUUGAAUUCAAGUGCUCGUGACGAUGGGGCUGUGUCACCACCUCCAAUGAAAAGAUCCAGGGGAGACAGAUACUCGGAUCUCCCAAGCCAAAUCAACAGCCAGGUUGACCACAGGGAAUCUUUGUUAAGUCAAGCUCUCGAAGGCCAUCCAUUGAGUGUGCAACUGCACUCUGGAGAUGAGAGCAAUGCCAGUGAUUCUGCCUCCGACAAACUUGAGAUUACAAACAAUGGUCGAAGCAGCAGUAGUCGUAGGGACGAGCGGGAUGCUGUUCCAAAGUCGGAGCCGUCUGAGUAUGGAGAAGAUCUUGGAGAAGGCGUCGAUCAAUACAGGGGAGAGAGGAAUCUUUAUCCAACUGGUUUACUUGGCAUAAGAGGACUCACUGAUUUGCUGCCUGGGCCAGGAACAUCACAAGACCUAGGAAGCUUUGUGAACAGAAGAGGAGGCAUCGACAUGACCAGAGUCCGUGCCACCGACCCUCGGCCGUGCCCAAAGUGCGGCAAGAUUUACCGCUCCGCUCACACUCUGAGAACGCAUCUUGAGGACAAGCACACCAUCUGCCCGGGCUACCGCUGCGUGUUGUGCGGCACUGUGGCCAAGUCGCGGAACUCUCUGCACAGCCACAUGAGCCGUCAGCACCGCGGCAUCAGCACCAAGGACCUGCCCGUCCUUCCGAUGCCAUCGCCGUUUGACCCCGAGCUGGCUUCCCGUCUUCUGGCCAAGGCCGGCGUCAGGGUCUCGCCUGCCGAAUUGGCAGCUCGAGCCUCGCCCACCGGUCCCCGACGCUCCGACAUCAGGCUCGACCUGAAGCACGCCUCGAACAACGACCGAGGCUACGAAGGUCGGCACCACUCGGCCGCACAGUCCGAGAGCAGCAUGUGCGGCGAGGACCCCGAAGACCUGAGCGUGACCAAUUCUCGCUUUGACGCCCUCUCUCCGCCCAAUUCGUCUGCGUUACUUAAGCAAAAAGCAGCCUUACUAGCGGCAGCUGCUGUGAGUGGCAACAGAUCUCACUUGGAUGCCAUAGCACAGUCGAUGAACAGGGAGGCGCUGGCGGCCGCAGCGGCCGCCACGCCCAACUCCUCCACUGGCAGUGCCCUUAUUGACACUUACCUGCAGAUGAUAGCUGAAACCAGCGCGCUCGGCAUCACGCCUGAGCAGCAGGCCGCCCUGCUGGCGGCGCGCAACGAGGCCUUACGGAAAGCAGCCCGUCCCCAGGGAGACAUCGGUCUAGCCAGGAAGGAGCGGGGAGACGUGCACAGGGAGCACCAGCACCACCGCAGCAAGGAGCGCCGUCGGAUCGGCAGCGGCCGCCACGGCGAGUCCUCCGGUGAGGAGUCGGACGACUACAGCGACGAGGAUAGGGGCAAGUGAGCCCCUGCCGCGACUACUACUCCAGCAACAAAAAACCACAACCACCAGAAACAUCUUUACCUCAGCCUAAGUGUAAGCAAGAAACACAGUUGUUCAACUACUACCUCUUAAUUUCCAACUACUAUCACCAACACCUUCUCGAGAGCAAAAGGUAAAAAUUCUUAUGCGGGUAAUAACUUAGGCUAAUCAAUAUUGGAAGCAUUUUGUUAUUUAUGCUUUAAUUAACUCAUCUACCUCAUUGACACAAAGACACUGUUCUCAUUUUGACUACAGAGAAAUUGAAAGCAUACAUACACUUUCGAGAUAUGAUUUUUUUGUUAACUAAGUUAGGCGAAAAACUAAAUCAAUCCGUACGUAUAAUAAGGUAAACCGUGCCCAGAACAAAGUUGAGUUAACUGUAAUUCAAGCCAUUGCAUAAUAUUGAUGUUCUGUUCCAUCAACCCGAUGACGGAAGAAGAGAAGAUGAAGAUGAUAAAAUUUAUUGUGUUAUUUAUUAUUUAAGGCCACAGGAGAUGCUGAAACGCGCAGAGUCUUCUCCUUCCAAUAAUGUGCUUUGUUAAUUAUAUAAAUAAUUAUAAUUGAAAAAUGUGGACUGGAAAAGUGACACGAAAAUAAGAACUUUGCAUCCCGCCCCGUGCUACUCAAAUUAAUAUUGAGCCCCGCCCUGCCCACCCACCCACCCUCAAUGUGGCCAAGUCCAGUUAUAUCGUUGAAAUCUUGCCACAUCGUUUUCCCGUAAAAUUGUUAGCCUACAAGUGUUUGAAGAUUGAUAAAUUGACCGCUCCUAUGGAAUGGAAAUUAUUAAGGACAAAAAAUUAGUGUUGUUAAUUUUUAAGUCUUUAUAUUAGGCAAAAAUUGAAUCAUGACAAAAUUGAAAUAAGCGAUGUAAUGAAUGACUUUUCGUCUUUGGGAGGGGUUUGAAAGCGUGAGAAACAUUGAUUGACAAAACCUCUUCAAGGUUCCUAUAGGUGUAUUCAAUUAUUGAUGAAUGCUAACAAGCAAACACUGUGAAAUAUUUUUCUUAUAUAAAAACGAGGAGUUGCAUUAUUUACGCAAGUAUAAGAGGAAUAUUUAUUCCGGCUAGAUUUUGUCAAAACAAAAAAACCACCUCACCGGUUUUCAAUGGUUCCUAAUUUGAAAAGAAGUGUAAGUCCAAAAUAUAAAUAAUUGUAUGCAAACCUCCUCAACGCGAAUUCGAAACCAAACCGUACACACCCACCCACCAGAAUCCAAAUCCAAGCAAAGACAUUUACGCUAACCUGUUGUAUCGUUUCAACAGACUGAUGAGCGAAAUUUUUUAUUAAGAAAUAGCUAGUUCAAAUCAAACUUAUGAUGUAUUGAAAUCUUUGUGCGCUCGCUCCUCAUAUGGCAGCGCAGGAAAGAGAACCUUUAUUCACAAAAAUAUCCACGCAAGCCUUAAAUUUUGACCCAUUCGCUAAGCGGGAGAAUUUAACUUUGCAGAAAACACAAUGAAAAAUAGUUACAGUGUUGUUCUCUGAUAAUUUUUAAUUUACCAACUGAAGCUUCCGUAGUUGAUAUCGAAUGAGAGUUAUAUUUUUAGUGUUGUGUUCUUCGAUAUUAAUAUACGAGCUUGGUGAAAUACCUCAAUCGUGCAGUUCCAUAGAAUAAUGUUAUCAACUCGAUGACCACAAGUUAUCCCAACCCUAACAAAGUACAAAUCUAUACCUUUUAUUGUAAAAAAAGAUCCAUCGUCACUCCCUGACGUUAAACCGCGGAGAAGCCACUUAAAAACAAUACUUUUUCACACACAAAAUCAUAACACAGUCGCAACUACUUAAAAUUAUAAACACAGAGUUAAGGAAAAAAUUAUCUGAUUUAGUCAUCUUGAAUCAAAAGUUUUCCAUCUAAAAAGAGGAAACGCGGUCAAGCUGCAGAGAGCUUGAAUUUUACUCGCGCUUCUUUUUUUCAUUAACUGAUAUUGAAACAGACCACACAUAUCCUAUACACCAUUCAUUAUUUGUUGACAUGUAAUCAAAUGGAUAUUAACUACAUCUAUUACUAAGGAGACUGUCCAUUUUAUUAUAUAGACUCGUUUUAUUGCAUUUAUUUUUAAACAAUUUGAAGCAAGAUGAUUUCUUGAUCACGUUUUGUUAGUUUUGUUUUGAUGCCAAUGGUGCUAUAUGCAAUUGUCAUGUAAAUCGUCGCUUAAAACUCAUCCUAUCUCACACUUUACAGAGUAAAAGCAAGUCUGAAUGCAUGUUUCGUCACACACAAAAUUUACAUAACACUUCCAUCAAAACGCAUAGCAUAUAUUUCAGAUGACUAAUUCAGCCGCCGUCAAGCCGAUUAAAAAGUCAUUCAAACAACACUCGCUUAAUGUAAUGGAUUAAUUUAUACUGACUCAGAUUCGCGUUGUAAACACAGCAAAUAUUUUUACACGUUUAGCUUGAAGCGCAGGGACUCAAUAUGGAAAUCAGUAUCAAUUUUAAAAUAAUAAUAUUAUUUAAGCAGUUAGUUUAGCAAAGCGAACCAACUACCUCAGGUUGCAUAACUGUCCCAAAUCACCGCGUGUUAACUCGGGCGAUGUUCUUGCCUUCUUUAUUGAAUUAGACUCCAAGUCAUUAUACAGAACACACAUGUUUAUACAAUAAAAAAAACAGCCACCCGUAUUUUAUCCCGCGUCUAUACAGUACAAAAUUACCGUUUCACAAGUUAUAAUUCAUCAAUCUUUGUAACGCUGAUGAGCUUUAUUUAAAAUACCAUGACAGGAGAGUUCUCACUUUAAAAGAAAACGUUGACCUUCAGGGAAUUUAAAAUAUUAUAUAAAAAUGAUGUGUAUGAAUCAAAGCACACUUGUAGUAUGCCUGGAAAAAAUUAUUGAUAUGUGUACCCGCGAACGUGUGCACAAAAUGUAAUUUCUUCUUUUUCGCGCCCCGAUUCCGCCCUUGCGUAUGUUGCAGUUGAAUAUGAAAAGAAAUUAAUAUGUUGACAAGUUAGAUCCCAGCUUUGGUUAUUUUGAAAAUACGCUGUUGAUUGGAAAAUUUUAUAAUUGACAAGAGCUUUACAUAACUUUCACCAACACUAGUAUACGAGAACAUUAUACAAUAAUAACAUUUAAAUAAAUCUCGGGCGACGCGCGCCGGCGGCCCAAAUUCGGUAUUUUCGCCGAGUCGCGCGACUCGCCUUUUGUGAUUCCCUCAAUUGCUGAUCACCCCGCUGACAAAUGUGCAAUAUUGGCUGUUUUGAUUGAAGAAGCUGGGAUCUUUUCUUCGUUGGAACAGUCCCGCGGAUGGACUCUAAAACCAGUAGGGCUCCUCUUAAAAAAAUCGGUUUUUAUCGUAGAUUGCUUUUGAAGCUCAAUAACUAGAUUUAUGUAAAAUUGAUUGGUUUCUCAGUUGGUUACGAGUUCUGUUAAAUUAUAUCGUAAAUGUUUAUCGCAGAAUUUUAUGAUUUUCUCACACAAAACAUCGCAAAUUCCGCAAGAAGUAUAUAUGAAAAUUAAAGUCCUUUUUUUAAACAUUUUCCGCUAUUUUUGACAAUUGUGCGACGCCGCGCACAGACGGGCUUCUCUUUUGAAAUUUCGUUUUAGAAAGAUGACUACACACAAAUGGAGACUGAAACAUUUUCAAGAUCACAAUUAUUAAUUCAUCAUAUGAGUGUAUCUCAGGGCUUUUUAGUUAACUUCAAAUGUAAAACGUCUGCUCUGUAAAAGUUAAGGAAGAUAACUCGGAAAGUGCCCACCUUUGAUCAGAAGUAGAACCUCCCAUGAUAAAAAAGAAUCCGUCAAAUUGAAUUAACUCCACUUGACUCUUAAUAUUAGGCGCGGAGAAUUAUUUUAGAAUGAGUCGGGUGAAAGCACACAUUUUUUUAAAUGUAAAAAGCGAGAAGACAGGACUACGUAUUGCGGAAAAGUUCAGAUGAAAUCGAUUUGAGAGGGAAUAAGCUAUGAGAACAAAAAAAUCAGCUGAGCGCUGCUCACUGUAAAGAAAGUAACGAUUCACAAUGGGAUAUUAGAAAAGCUAAUUGCCACCCAACGGAAAAUCUUUCUUUAUUCUUCGUUCAAUUCUGAUGCUAGAAAGUAGAUGUACAAUUUUCGUUUGUUUGAUUUUGUAAAUUACGUCUUAAGGGAAAGUUGCGAAAGAGUGCGAAAAAGGUCACGAUCGAGCAUGGAACGGAUUAAAAUGGUUUGUUGACAAGCAAGCGUUUUAGAAAUUCGCGAUAAAUUCGUCUAAAGGAAUAAUAAUUACGUAGUAAUCUAACGGUAAUACUAGGAUUAUCAAAAUUUUCGCGUUUAAGGCUAUUAACAAAAUCAAAGAUUGAUUACGUGUUUUAGAUCCUCGGGUGCUUAUAUGCUAGAAAAUGAAAAGUUUGUACAGCAAGUUGGUUGAAAUCAGAACGAGUUGGAUGGUUGUAAAUAAUAAGGCUUAAACGUAGGAGUUAUUCACUUGGUAUAAAAUUUAAGUUUCCGCCUCUCGAGGGCUCUUGGGUGGGAUGAGAAGUUGCAGGAUGAUUAAAACAAGAAGAGAACCUUUUGAGUUAAUUCAAAUUUGUAUAUCUAUCUAUCAAUAUAGGUUACAAUUAAUUUUUGCAAGUUCAAAAAUCGUUAAUAGACUAGGCUUAUUAUUGAAUUAAAAUGAUGCGCGCGCUAUUUCGUUAAUUAAGUGACAAUUAGUCUCGUUGUUUUCUUUGUUUGCAAAGGAAUUGAAUUCUGUAUGUAAAUUUCAGUGUUUUUCGUGUAUAAUUAUGUAAGUGCGAUCCAAUCAACACAUCCCAGAAAUCCCGGAAUCCCCGAUUGGGCUUCUUGAUUAACACCCCCCGUUAGUGAACACGCGUUCGGAAUUUUACAUUGAACAAAAAGGAGACACGGCCCGUGGUGAAGAUGAUUAAUGUGUUAUUGGAUAUAUAAAAACAAAAUUAAAAACUUGAAAAAAAGAGCAGACUUAACUCUAGGCAUGUUUUCUCUGAAAGAAAAAACACGAAGCAUAUAUAUUACUACUUAUUACUUUCGCUACUCUAUUGCUACUACCUCACUCGUUGUACUACCGAAUAAUUUGUGCGUUGUCCCAUUUGAUGAAAACUAAAUUUUAGAUUGCGAUGAGAAAGAGUCAAAGGAAAAAAUAUAUACAUAACACACACGUAGAUAUUGGUAAAAAUCACGGACGAGACACGUUUUGCUAACACGUAAUUGGCGAACCUCUUUGGGUGAUUUAUUUAGACGAGAGAAAAUUAACAAAAUUAUAUACGUAUAGAAAACGACUUUUACUCCCCCAUGUUUUUGCUGCACAGCUCACCUCUUUCUAUGUGACAAAAAAUUCGUUGCAUGUGUUCUUGGCGCGUAUGUAGAUGCCCCCGAUUUUAGUGCUGGUUUAAAGUGAAUUUUUUACUUCUACUUAUUGCAAAGGUACACACAAUUGUUGAAUGAUAAGAAGGCAAACAAAAAAUACCAAACUUAUAUACUAAAUAAACUGCUGAUUCGCGAGCUUAUAAUCACAAGAUAUAUGAUUGAAAAAAGAACAUAAUUACGAAACUGACUGUACUGCUAGUGCCAUAAAUUUUAAUACUGAUGAUGUUAUUACCGUAGAUGUUUUACGUGUAUCCUUUGACGUUAUAUUACUGUAUGAAAAGGAAGUAAAAAAUUGUUUCUCGGACUGGCAGUGUUGAACUAUAUAGAAAAAAAGUACGGUUGAAAUUAUAUACCAAAAUAAUCGCGCAGUUUGCAACAAGAACACUCGAUACAAGUUUUAAAUAUUCCCCUCUAUGGAAUGAUGAAUUUAAUAUGUAAAAAAUUACCACCGCGUAAUCCGUGCAAAUAUUCAAAGUGUAAAUGUGGUUCCUAUGCCAUGAGAGUGGGGCCGCCUUAAAAAAAAAGAAAGAUUUUCACAAAAUGCUCCAUAGUACACCCCAUAUUAUAGACUUAAAGAGGAAAGUCGUAUAAUCCAAUUUCGCUGUUGAUGGUGCUGACGCCAAACUCUUUGAUUUUCUACUUACAAGAAGUGUCACAAUAUAUCUUUUUCUUAAUUUUUUAUCUAUCGCGUUCACCUGGGAUUUAUGUUGUGUGUUGAUUUUGCAACUCAGGGCAAUUUUAGUUUUUAUUUUUGUAUGUCCUAGCGUGUAAAGUUCUCAAAGUAAAUAUGAUGAUUUUUUCGCAAGUGGGGAUUUUUCGGUGAAAGUUUCCCGUUCUCCAAAUUGUACAGCAGACGGCGUAACGCGGCUAAAAUCAAAAUAAUUCCUACUAUUGGAGCAUGUGAUAAUGAAAUCAGUGCGGAGAACUGGAGAUUUUUUCCCUUUGAAGCGUUUAAUUUUUUUUAUUGCGAGUUGGCACCUCAAAGUGAAUUACGAGUAAUUUUUCUGCGUCACAAAAAGGCGUCACCGUUUUUGUUUCCGAUUGAUUGAUCCCCUUGUUGCUUUUUUUAAAUUAAUAUUUCCCCACUAAUUGAAAAAUGGAAAACAUCAUUAUUUUCAAAAUGAAAAAAUCCUCACCCCUACUUUUUAAGUUGAGCUUAAUUUUAAACAUUUCCCUAAUUGUAGUUAAUGUGUGUGAGUGCUUGCAUGUUGUUACCCCAGCAGUCCCCUUUUUAAAUGAGAAACAAAAAAUUAAAUCGAACGGCAAAGAAUUUUUGCGGAAUUUAUUAAUAAAAAACCCCAUUUUCACACCGACCUCAGGAUCUUGAUAUAUUUACACGAGAAAAGGAAACUCUCUACAAACAAUUAUAAUAAUUAAAAACCAACACUUGGAUUUUGCUUUUGUCGCCUCCCCCGCGAGCACAGUCACGGCCGAAAUUAUUUUUAUACUACACUGACGAUAGGGAUUUUAAGAAAGAGAGAAAACGGCUCGGACGUGCUCGGCGGGGGACGCAGCCGCGAUCGGAAAGGACAAAAUUUCGCCUCCCACCCCUUCCUACGGGUUAAUUAACUCUACACAUUUGCAUCCACGUAGUGCCAAAAAGAGCAAGUUGGUCGGCAAAUUGGCGAGACUGGUGCGUUCCGUGCACUCGCCCCGUCCGACCGCUCGAGUUAUAUUUCUUUGAAGGAGCGGACUCGGAGUGACGGGCGGUGCACGCGCACAAAAACUAUAAUUAUGUGAUUUGCUCACCGAUUUGCUGGCUCAACGCCUGUAUUCCAAAUGACGCAUGAGACUUUGCUGAUGUUUUUCAGUUGCGUCCGUUUUUAUUCGCAACCUCAAAUUCCGCUGAUCUCUUUUUUCCGGAAAAGAUGUUUUUGAAACAAAUUCCUCCCCGAAACCGAUUUUGCUCAUCUGGAGUGGAAAUUUUGUCGGCCGAUCCAAAUACUAGCGAAAGAUACAGUGCAUUUUUUCGAUUUAAAAAAAAAAAUUAGUUUAAAAAAGUCACCUCUCCAGCUGCUAUAAUAUUCACACGUAUCUGGACUUGGGGAUGACAUAGGUCACAUUCUGUACUACUGGGUGUUGAUUGUUUCACAAUCAGAUGUGCCACUAGUCGUCGAAACAAUUUUAGGAGCAAAUGUUGAUAAUCAAGUCCAGAUCUAAUGAUGACUUUUUAUAGUUUAAAUAAAUAAAUAAUGAUUUUUUUGUGUUGAAUUCAUCUCAAUUCACUAGUCAGUUCCAAUAAUAACGUCUUUUUUU
Neocloeon triangulifer is the source of this 9610-nucleotide messenger RNA. RefSeq names its product protein abrupt-like. The coding region runs from base 1 to 2049 and encodes 682 amino acids. The record is from RefSeq and is a predicted model, not a curated record. Gene Ontology annotation, molecular function: protein binding. Gene Ontology annotation, cellular component: nucleus. Lineage: Eukaryota; Metazoa; Arthropoda; Insecta; Ephemeroptera; Baetidae. Gene Ontology annotation, biological process: regulation of transcription by RNA polymerase II. The transcript has 7 exons.